Rhinichthys klamathensis goyatoka is the source of this 911-nucleotide messenger RNA. RefSeq names its product transmembrane protein 47-like. Gene Ontology annotation, cellular component: membrane; cell-cell junction. The transcript has 3 exons. The record is from RefSeq and is a predicted model, not a curated record. Gene Ontology annotation, biological process: cell-cell adhesion. Lineage: Eukaryota; Metazoa; Chordata; Actinopteri; Cypriniformes; Leuciscidae. The coding region runs from base 159 to 677 and encodes 172 amino acids.
UUUCGAGUGUUCGGGAAAGUGUCAUCGGCACGCACAGCUCAACUCUUUACAGACCGACAAACUUUCACUGCCGGUACGAGCGCUUCACCGCUGCUGCCUCUCGGAACUCCAUAUCCCGACGCGAGUGAGCGAGACCCGCGACAGUCUGCUAUGAGAAAAUGUCCGUGAAUGAUGUAUACGUGUUCCGGCCGUUCAAACUCAUCGCUCUUCUCUGCGUGUUUCUCGCACUUUGCCUGGACAUUGUCGCGCUGCUGAGCCCCGCGUGGGUGACGGCGGAUGGAUACGCGCUGUCGCUAUGGGAGUCAUGCAGGGAGAUCGACACCGACUGGACCUGCAUCUCCACCCUCAAGUCUGACUGGCAAAUAGCGACGCUGAUAUUGUUGUUAGCCGGGGCAUCUGUGACAUUAGUGGCAUUUCUUAUCGCACUGAUCUCUUUGUGUAAAGGCACACACAGAAGGCACUAUCGUAUGGUUGCAGUGUUCCUCUUCUCAGCAGUGGUCCUCCAGGCGUGUGCUCUGGUUCUCUACCCGAUCAAAUUCAUUGAUGGCAAAGUCUUGCAAACGUAUCACGAGUUCAACUGGGGCUACGGGCUGGGCUGGGGCGCCACCAUCUUCAUGCUGGGAGGAGGAAUCUUAUUAUGCCUCAGAACAGACAUAUAUGAAGAUGCCAUGUACUAAGGGCUCCAAUACAUAAUCAUGCUCACUCAGUAGACCUUAAACACUAUAUCUGUCAAAGCAAGCAAGUAACCAAUCUCUAUUACAUACAGAACAGGAUACCUACAUGCAGCACACUCACAACACAUACAAACGUUCCAACCCCAUGUCAUGAGAAUUCAUAAAUAUCAAAACAUCACCAUGAAUCUCCACUCCCUACACCUAACCCUUAAAGGGGAAGAGAUCAUACAAAUUCAU